This is a messenger RNA of Chiloscyllium plagiosum (whitespotted bambooshark), 2575 nucleotides long. RefSeq names its product solute carrier family 6 member 20 (gene slc6a20). Gene Ontology annotation, biological process: glycine transport; L-proline import across plasma membrane; sodium ion transmembrane transport. Lineage: Eukaryota; Metazoa; Chordata; Chondrichthyes; Orectolobiformes; Hemiscylliidae. The record is from RefSeq and is a predicted model, not a curated record. Gene Ontology annotation, molecular function: L-proline transmembrane transporter activity; proline:sodium symporter activity. Gene Ontology annotation, cellular component: plasma membrane; apical plasma membrane.
UGUAAGUGCACGCUUCUACCACUAUAUUCAGCUCAGAACCUGCCUCCCCCUUCCCUAGCUCCAUUCUGACCAAGAGGCACCUUCGGGGAAAUAUUGCUUUGUCCUCACUGUCCCUGACCCACUGGGAGGGGAGAGAGAACGAGAGAGAGAGAAAAACACCCUGUUUCCCCCCCUGAAUUUCUUUUUCACCCAACAGUGCACUGUUGUCGUGGUUAAUAAGAUUAAAGAUUAAACAGCUGAUUUAUUUUUUUUUUCUGGCCUGUGAUAAAUUCCUCGAGAUUGUUCUUUUACAACUUUGCACGGACUCAGCAGCGUUUAAGACAGCUGACGGGGAGCAGAGAGCGUCACAGUGCAGUGCAGCCAUGGAGGAGGUGAGACCAUCGUGGGACAAUCCUUUACAGUUUGUAUUUGCCUGCAUCUCCUUUGCAGUGGGACUAGGCAAUGUGUGGCGCUUUCCUUACUUGUGUCAAAUGCAUGGAGGAGGUGGAUUUUUAAUUCCUUACAUGAUAAUGUUAGUUGUGGAAGGGCUGCCUUUGUUUUACCUGGAAUUGACUUUGGGCCAAUUGAUGAGGCAAGGAAGUAUAGGAGCAUGGAAGACUGUUAAUCCAUAUUUGGUUGGCGUUGGAAUAGGAAGUCUGGUGAUAUCAUUUCUGGUGUGUGUCUACUACAAUGCAAUUGUGUCGUGGAGUCUUUGGUAUCUGUUCCAUUCGUUUGAGAACCCUCUGCCGUGGGCACACUGUCCAUUAAAUGCAAACAACACUGCAAUCCUGGAAGAAUGUGCAAAGAGUUCACCCACUGAAUUCUUCUGGUACAGAAAGACAUUAAAUAUUUCGCCCACCAUCGAUGACACAGGGACAUUGCACUGGGGGCUUUUGCUGUGUCUGAUCCUCUCCUGGCUUAUAGUUUACCUCUGUAUCAUUAGAGGAACAGAAUCAACUGGCAAGGUGGUCUAUGUAACAGCUUGCUUUCCAUAUUUCGUGUUGAUAAUUUUUCUCAUUCGAGGGGUAACACUACAUGGAGCAGGAAAUGGCCUCGUUUACAUGUUCACUCCAAAGGUGGAGCAGCUGAUGAACCCGAAAUCUUGGAUUGAUGCGGCUACCCAGAUUUUCUUCUCGCUCGGCCUGGGCUUUGGGAGUCUGAUUGCGUUUGCCAGUUACAACCAGAAAAACAACAACUGUGAGAAACAAGCAGUUAUCAUUGCUUUAAUUAACAGUCUGACAUCCGUGUUUGCCAGCGUUGUCACUUUUGCCAUAUAUGGUUUCAAAGCUACAUAUAAUUAUGAAAGCUGUCUUGAAAGAAUGCUGUUACUUCUAACAAACACUUUUGACCUGGAAGAAACAGCAGUACAAACGGACACUCUUGAUGACUGGAUAAAUUUCCUGAAUUCAACACAACCGAACAAAUUUGCAACAAUUGCAUCACAGAUUGAAAAAUGUGACCUUCAGUCCCACUUGGACACGGCUGCAGAAGGAACUGGGCUCUCAUUUAUAGUCUUCACUGAAGCAAUUGUGAACAUGCCUGGGCCAUCUCAGAUCUGGUCGAUAUUGUAUUUUCUGAUGCUCCUGAUGUUGGGCAUCGGUAGUAUGCUGGGGAACGCCGCUGGUGUCAUCACUCCGCUCAGCGACAUGAAGAUCAUUUCCAAAUAUCUGCCAAGAGAGGUCAUGAUAGGGAUUGUGUGUCUCGUAGCUUGUGUUAUUGGGCUUGUGUUUAACAUUGGAUCGGGGAAUUAUUGGUUCUCCAUAUUCAAUGACUAUGCAGCGACCUUGGCCCUGCUGGUGAUCGUUUUGGUGGAAGUCAUUGGGAUCUGCUACGUCUACGGGCUAAGAAGAUUUCGGAAAGACAUUGAAAAGAUGAUGGGACGCAAACCAAACUGGUACUGGGUGGUCACCUGGGUUUUCGUAAGCCCUGUUUUAAUCAUAGGUCUCGUGAUUUUUUACAUUGUUGACUACAGCAUAACAGGAACACUAACGUACACUGCCUGGAAUGCAGCUGAGGGGCAUUCGGUGAAGCUGGAAUAUCCUCCUUACGCUCUGGCUGUUAUUGGACUCCUGGUGUCCGUUUCCACAGUUUGCAUUCCUCUGGCUGCAUUAGUUACAUACAUAAAGAAGAAGCUCCAAAGGGAGAAAUAUUAGGGUUAAAACGCUAACUUGGAUGCCAAAAAAAACCAAUACCCUUAAAAGUCCAUCCCUUCUAAGCUCCUUGAACAAAUACCCUAUUAUUGUUUUAAAUACGUUUUUGAUCAUAUUUUUAUUACAAACCACACGUUCAAGAAAAUGUGAAGGAUACAAUUUCUGAAGAAGGGUGCUUUUUUUUUCUUUUUUUUGAAAGAAAAGGAAGAUGGUAUUUUAAAUGUUGUUCUAUCCCUAGAUCAACAAAAGGGAACUUUCCCCACACCCGAGACAGGAGCAGCAACCGUUUGUUGUAAUUCUUGGAUUUAACCAGGUGGCAACCAAGUAAAACCAAGUAAAUGCACCCACCAUUUCAGGUAGCUCAAUAAAUUAGCUCCUCAUUGAUCCACCUUUUUUUUUUUGCUGUUUUUUUUCAAAAGAUCUGAUUUUUUGAGUCUUCAGCCAGC